Scophthalmus maximus (turbot) is the source of this 3172-nucleotide messenger RNA. Its product is annotated as helix-loop-helix protein 2-like. The transcript is spliced from 2 exons. Gene Ontology annotation, biological process: regulation of transcription by RNA polymerase II. Lineage: Eukaryota; Metazoa; Chordata; Actinopteri; Pleuronectiformes; Scophthalmidae. Gene Ontology annotation, molecular function: RNA polymerase II cis-regulatory region sequence-specific DNA binding; protein dimerization activity; DNA-binding transcription factor activity, RNA polymerase II-specific. The coding region runs from base 663 to 1034 and encodes 123 amino acids. The record is from RefSeq and is a predicted model, not a curated record.
UACCAUUCCUCAAAUAUAUUCCGCUCCCUCCGUCCCUGAAGUGAGCCUUUAUUAGUCGGCAUCGUUUGGAUCUUAUCUCUCACAGACUGGAGGGUGAGGACGCGGGAUUACCUCCGAGCUGCGCCCCCGAUCCGCCGCGUCCUGACACGGGAGACACUCGCUUAUCGCGCCGCUUCAUCUCCAUCGUCCGCGCGCGGAUGGACGAGAAGCCCCGGAUCCACUUUCAUCACCUCGUCCAUUGUCUGAGGAUCAGAGCGGAGGCUGCGAUCUCAUCCCCGCUCACAUCAUCAUCCUCAUCGUCAUCAUCAAUAUUAUUAUUAACUGAUUCUUUUUUUUUUUAAUCGGCUGAUCACCUGAUCACUGUGAUUUGCAGACAUUUCCCUGCUUGACAUUUGACCCCGACUCGUGCUUCAAGCUCCAGGCUGAAAAAAACUCAAACCUCCACUUUCUUUUCUUUUUUUCUUUUUCAUUUUCUUUUCUUUUCUUGAAAGCAUUUUUAUUUUCUUCGUUCCCCUGAGACUGAAGGUUUCAUCUGAUGCUUCUCUGGUCGGUGGAAUAUGAGUUAAUGUGGAGUUGAGGCUCCGCUUCAAGUUCCUGUCAAGAAACAAGCAGCAGCUCAACUCUUUGUCCAGCAGCUUCGACACAAACAGCGGCGAGUCAAAAUGAUGCUGAGUCCGGACCAGACGGAGGCGGAGCUCUCCUGGACCCAGUCCGACCCGGAGACGAUGCUCGACGGCCUCCGGUCGGCCGGCUGCGGCUCGGACGAGCCGGCGGAGGGAGAGGAGCGCGCCAAGUGCAGGUCCGACCAGCCGCUGAGCAGGGAGGAGAAGCGGCGGCGGCGGAGGGCCACGGCCAAGUACCGCUCGGCCCACGCCACCAGGGAGCGCAUCCGGGUGGAGGCGUUCAACGUGGCCUUCGCGGAGCUGCGGAAGCUGCUGCCCACGUUACCGCCCGACAAGAAACUGUCCAAGAUCGAGAUCCUCAGACUGGCGAUAUGCUACAUCUCCUACCUGAACCACGUGCUGGAUGUGUGAGGGGGGCCCCCCGCCCCUUCCCCUCGACCCCAGCCCGGGGAGGCAGAGCGCUUCGCUCCGUCCCGUCCGGUGCCGUCCGGUCCGGUUUGGUUUGGGUAGAUUUUGCGCACGCUGCUGCUGCGCGUCACUUUGGUUUGGCACAAACAUGCACAUGUCCAGAGUUUGUGUCGCUUUUGUUUUAAACCCCACAUGAAAACAGAGUCCGGAGCCUUUUAAAAACUACAAAAAUUCAACAAAACAAAAAAAAAACUCAAUGUGCAUUUCAAUCACUGAAGAUGAGAAAAAACAUUUGUGUGACCUGCAGCAGCUGCCGUCAUGCUUUGAGCUUUCAUCCAACCAGAAACAAAUUCAAAUCUGUGAAAUGAUUUUUAAAGAACCAUCUCUCCUCCCGGACACCGGAGCUUUGCCUCCUGCAAACUUGAUGGUGCAAACUUUUUUUUCUCCCUCUUCUUCAAAAUAAAAGCCUCAACUCGCUGCUCGAUGCAAUAAAGAGAAGAAAGAACAUUUCGCCCCCAAACUCCAGCUGGAAGAAAGUUUCCUGCCCCGGAAGUGACUGGAUCAAGGUUUUCACAGAAACUUUUAAAAAAAUUUGAUCGAUUAUUUCCCCACUUGAAAUGAUAUUAAUCACGAAUUCAUAUAUAUAUUUUAAAAAAGGCGAGACACCGUUUCAACGCCAGGUGAAAUAAAAAGCAACAGUUUCCUGAGGGAAGUGACCGGAUGUAGCUGCUUUAGAUUUAGAAUAGAAGAUGUUUUUCCGUCAAGGAAAAAAAAAUGCGUAAGUGCCACUUAUGACAUAUAAAAUUGUGACCUUAAUCAAUUUUUCUUUUAAAGUGUAUGGAAUUAUUUAUUUAUUUAAUGUUAAUAAUUAAGGCUGAUUUAUUUAUGUUGAUGUCAUAGGCUUAUUAUUAUGAUUAUGAUUAUUUUGUAUAAAUGUAUAUUGUUUGUUUGUUUGUUGCUUCUAUAUUUUAGGCUGUGAAACUGAAUUUGGAAAGUGAUGGUGUUUCUACUCUUGGAGAAAAAAAAAUGGCACUUUCUGUUGAUCCAUAGCGUCAUUUAUCGAUUUUAAUGUUUGUCAUUAUUAUCAUUGAUUUAUUCAUGUUGUUUAUUAUGUAUUUAUUUAACGUCUUUUGUUUAUCAAUAGCAAAACAAACAGACAAACAAACAAAAAACGAUAAGCACUUCAGCGAUGGGAUCAAUGGACCCAUUCAUGUUUGUUUCCCACAUGUCAAGAGGUUUUGCUCGUGGGAGGAAUAAUUUGGCUGCUAAAGAAAUAAAUGAAUUAUAAUAAACUGAAAAAUAUAAUUCAAUUUAAACUAAAUUGUGUCAUUGACAAAAUAUUGUGUCAAAGGUUCAGGGUCAAACCUCAUAUUUUGCUGUGACCAAAAACCCCCCAAUAAUAAUAAUAAUAAUAAUAAUUUCGAAAUUUUUAAUUUAUUAUAGUCAAUGUUUUUGAUGUUAUGGUUUAUUUAUUUAUGUAUUUGUGUUAUGGAUUGAACAUGUAAUUUUAUAGUGAACAUAUCCUCUAUCCAAAGAUUUCGUGUCUCUUCAGGGUUCGUGUAGCUUCGUCGCUUUAUGCAGAUCUUUUGUAGUAGAGGUGUCACGUGACAGCUGGUUUCUAAUGGACAAACUUUUCAUAUUUUCUGGUGUUUUUGUUUUUUUUAAUAAAAACCGAAAAUAAUUGUGAAAAAAGUUAUGAACAUUGCCUUUUAUUUCCUGUUCUGAAAAAUAAAAAAGGGCCCAACAGAAACAUGCACAGAGAGGGAUGACGGCACAGGAUGACGUCAGGUUCACGCUCACGUAGACGCGCGCGCACACUCACGCACGUGCAGGGUCAUGUAAGUGCAACAUGCAAAUCAGCAACUCGGCGCACGUGUUGGUUUACAGAGGGUUCACACACACACACACACACACACACACAUUAGCCUACUGUAAACACAUCUAGAUGAAAUUAAGCACAAACCCAUGCACUCUCUCUCUCUUUCUUGUUGUCUCUGGCACACACGCACACGCACAGUUCUACACAGUGCAAGAUGAAAUGAAUACAAACCCAGGAGGAUAAAGAAAGCCACCCCCCCCCCCUCUCUCUUACACACACACACACACACACACACACACACACAGGUCUACACAGUGCAAGA